AUGUUGUCACCUUUUGCGAUGUUAAAUGUUGCAAGCAGAAACAUUUCUACUUCAACCCCUGCAAGUCAGAUAAUUAAAUUGAGUCGAUUGAGAGUAGUGGAUAAUAGUGAGAUAGGAAAGAAAGCUAUGAUGGAGGGUAGACCACCACGUUGCAUACACGUUUACAACAAGAUUGGGGUGGGAUACAUCGGUGAUAGAAUUUUAGUUGCUAUAAGGGGCGAAAAGAAAAAGGGUAUUCUGGUUGGAUUGAAACAGCAACAGGCUCCUAAAGUUCCCAAGUUUGAUACCAACAAUCUGGUACUCAUAGAUGACAAUGGCACACCUCUAGGUACAAGAAUACAGGUGCCCAUUCCACACAUACUCCGAACGAAAAUGAAAGAAAAAACUCACAGCAAAGGAGCAGAUUAUACUAAACUAAUAGCGAUAGCAUCAAGAUUUGUGUAGUGUAUCUGUCUUGUUUACUAUUGUAACAUAUAUCAAAUAUUUCAAGAAAAUAUUA
Messenger RNA from Mycetomoellerius zeteki, 499 nucleotides. RefSeq names its product mitochondrial ribosomal protein L14 (gene mRpL14). The record is from RefSeq and is a predicted model, not a curated record. Gene Ontology annotation, biological process: translation. The transcript is spliced from 2 exons. Gene Ontology annotation, molecular function: structural constituent of ribosome. The coding region runs from base 1 to 444 and encodes 147 amino acids. Gene Ontology annotation, cellular component: ribosome; mitochondrion. Lineage: Eukaryota; Metazoa; Arthropoda; Insecta; Hymenoptera; Formicidae.